GAGGGCUCUUCCCGCGGCUGCGGAGUGUGCUGAGGUCACUUCCGGCUGUUUCCGUCCCCUGCGGCACUUUCUGGCCCUGCGUGGGCGGCGUGCCUGCCGUGGUGCCUGCCUCCCUUGGCUGGGCUCGUCCUCUGGGGACUGGAGUGGAAGUUUUGUCAGAUUCUUGUUCUUAUACUACUAAAAUUAUCCCUAACUAAAGAUGCAUCCAGACCUGUCUCCUCAUCUGCACACUGAAGAAUGUAACCGAGUUAUCAGUCUGCUCAAGAAGUGUCACAAAGAGCACAACAUUUUGAAAUUUUUUGGCCAUUGCAAUGAUAUUGACCGUGAGAUGCGGAAGUGCUUAAAGAAAGAGUAUGAAGAAAACAGGGUCAGGAACCAGGAGAUGCGACGAAGACUAAUUAAUGCUCACAAAAACUCAGAGAAUUGAGCUGUACUGUAGUUGGACAGCUGCAUCUCGAUAGGGACUCUCUGUUGGAAGCUGACAGAAUACUUCUUUCCCAUCACCUAUGCUCAGCCUGUGGUUUAUGAAAUGGUGAAAAAAUAAACGCACCUAAUACAUACUCAUUCUUAACAAGGCAAAAAAUGUGGGAAAAAAAAUAUGUAAGAAAAGGCCACUCAGAAGUUAACUUAAUUUUUGACCUCUAAAAUACCCCUCUUGUGGCAAGUCUUUGUUCAGGCAUAGUUUUGUUAUGAUUGUUAAGUAAUGAGGAAUCAAUGUGUGUGGAGUAUUAUGUAUUCACAGCUGCUAUAUUCCCUACCUUGUGUAUAGUUGCAUUUAUUUCUUUGUGCUUAGCAGUUUCUCUUCUGUAUCUUGGUUUUUGGGUUUUUUUUUUUUUUCUUUUUCCUUGCAAAACUGAAUGACUUUUUCCCAUCACUCUUUGUAGUGUUGUGAUAACGCCGUUUAAACGAAUUAGUAAAAAGAAAUUUUAAACAGAUGUGGCUUGAAAUUGCAAAUUGCCUAUCAAUUAAUAAUUGGAACUCUAGUAUUUUUAUUGGAGCUAGAAUUAUGAAACUACAGUCUUCCACUGAGAAGAUUAAAAAUCCUUCCUGCCAGCCGUAUGUACAGAGUAGACUGUUGUAAGACAAUUUGUUCGUCAUACCCAGAGCAAGCAGCUUUAGAAACUCUGAAUGGAACAUUUCCAGGGAUUUACAAAGCUUUGGCUUGAUUUUUGUGGAGUACAAUUAAUGUGUGCUGAGUAAUUUUUGAAGAGGAGUGCUGCCAAAAAUAUAAGCUAAGUAGUUCUUCCACAUACUCCGAUACAACCAUGAAGUCAAGCUAUGCCUAUUGCUGUUGAAAGAAAACUCACAUUGAAGUGAAAGAAAGUAACUUGCCUUUCAGUUAGGUAAGUCAAGUAGUAUUGUGUUAACCAAGUUGUCUCGUUAGCCUACAAGAGCUGUUUAUUUGCUAUCAAACUGCAGAAAGUCCUCAACAAGUGUCUGAAUUCACAAGAUUUGAUAUUAAAACAUAUGUGUGUUGGUUUGUGCAGUGGUGGAGCUGCUUCUGUGGGUGUCUGCUGGAUUCACCUUAUUUUUAAAUUACUUUUCUGUUCUACCUAGCAACAAAAGACUUAAAAGAAAUAAUUUCAGCCAGAUAUACUGUCUUGAAACCUUUUGAAAAAAAGAUGCCUAUUCUACAAUUUAUUCUACAGUACAUUGCACGAACCAUAGUUGACACUCAAUCUUGAAAUUAGUACAUGCACCUAUUUUUGGAAGAAAGCUGUAUUUUGUGAUCUAUUUUGAAAGACUAAUUAGAGUAAUUUUACUUAUUUUUCAAUACCUGGAUGGAUCCAGUGAAAUUGCUAGAACUUAACUGCAAACUUUUUCAGUCAAAAUUCCAAGAAAAACUGAAGCAAUUGUUUCUGCAUUUUUGGCAUGCUGUCUGCUCUCUUAGAACAAGUAUACGAUGCGUUACUCAAGAUAAAUAAUUGAGCGGUUGGGAGCGGUGCAGUCUUUUUAUUGGUACCCUUCAGAAUACUUUUGAAGAGCACUUUAUAGUGAAGUUCCUUAAACGGGAACUUUGCAUCCUUGAUCCUUCUUCCAUUUGUGAUGACAAAAUCUACUUCAGUCAAGCUCAUAAAUAGGAUGUGGUGAUGCUUGUAAUCUUUGAAUAAAUAAAUAAAUAGAGAAUUGUCCUAGUGAUUAGGUUGAGAAGCUGAUAUGAGUGCAGAAGCACUGAAGCUUUUUCUUUCUUCAGCUUUUGAGUCCAGAUCUUUCACUAGAAUAGCAACAAAGAAUCCAAGAGCCACUUACCACAGCUUAUUAGUCAGAAUCAUGUUUUCAAAGAUCAAUGUGCUUAAUGAAUGAGGUAUCAAAUGGCAUGUGCAAUUUCUGUUGAUACUUUGAACUACAUUUAGCAAUAAAUCUAUUUUACAGAUAAA
Messenger RNA from Falco peregrinus (peregrine falcon), 2378 nucleotides. It is a transcript of the gene CMC2, whose product is annotated as C-X9-C motif containing 2. The coding region runs from base 200 to 427 and encodes 75 amino acids. Gene Ontology annotation, cellular component: mitochondrion. NCBI's taxonomy places the organism in Eukaryota, Metazoa, Chordata, Aves, Falconiformes, Falconidae. The record is from RefSeq and is a predicted model, not a curated record. The transcript is spliced from 4 exons.